CCCCCUAACUUUUAGGCGAAUUUUUGGGCCACAACCUUUUAUGAUUCUCUUCCGCGUUAAGAAAAUAUUUUCAAAAUCGCCCCCUUUUGAGCCCUAAUUUUUUUCGAAUUAGGGGUUCAUCAUCGAUCAUUUUCGGAAUUUUCGUGUUUAUCUUCCUUUGUCUCGUCGAGAUUCUUUGUUUCCUCAAAUAUAGCUCGCUAUUUAUUGUCAAAUAAUUGGAUCAAACGUCCCAAUUUCUGCGUUUCUCUUUUUGGGAUGUUGACCUAAUCCUAUUUUCUACUUCUGCUAUCAAUGGGAUUUUCACUGGCUUUGCCGUUGCCUUUUGUGAUUGUACCGUGAAAUGUGAGGUGAAAUCUCUCUUGUUAUGGGAUGAUGUAUUUGUAGAUAGUUGUAUGUAUAUGUAGGGUUAUAUAUAUCUGGAAGAUGACAAGUAGGAAGAAGAAAUCAAGAGUCGCUAGGAAGGGAAAUGCUGAAACUCUUGCUAAAAGGGCUGGCGAAAAUGGACAGAAAGCUAUGAGAAAUGCGGCGGAAGCGUUUGCUUCGAUGUCGCUGGGGGAAGCUCCGACUAGGUCUUCAGAGAUCCCUGAAAAAAGUGCAGUGAUGGAGGAUCAGAGCACGACGUGUUCGAGCUCUAAUGGGAGUUAUGAAAUGGGUUCGAGCUCGAGCUCAAGCUCGAAUGCUUCGGAUAUAUUCGGUUUGGGGAAUGGUUUCCUUCAAGAUGAGUUUAAGCAGAAAAGUAGGGCCAAGAUGAAGAGAGUUGUUGCUACUGCCGGAACUGUGUCGACUAUGCUGGGGAAGGACUAUGUGAGGUCCCUGCCGAAGAAGGGCGCUUCGAAAACCAACGGUUUUUUCGAGCAGAAUUGGAGCAAGGAGGAGGCUGAACAGUUCCUGUGCUCGAUGCUUGGAGAUGACUGUGAAUUAAGCCUGGCUGUAGUUAGUGAUGUAUUGUGUCAGUGCGGAUAUAACCUAGAUAAGGCUUUGGACACGUUGCUUGAAUUAUCAGCUUCCUCAAAUGAGCAACCCAGUGGCUAUUAUGAGUCUACUAGCAGUGAAGAUACGCAGUAUCUUCUUGAAUCAAGUGAAAAUGUAGUUGAUGGAACAUCUGACUCAACUUAUCGUUCAUCAUUUGUUGAACCUGACAAUGUGUGGUUUUCAGGAGAUCUAUUCUGGGAUAAUUCAAAAAUUUCUCAAUCCAGUGGGUCCUGCCACUCAUCAGAGAAAGUAGUUUCGGAGUCGGAACUUCCUCAGAAGGUGUUGCAAUCCUUGUUUAAUAUGCCCACUCCUAAGGCAGCCGAACAAGAACCUAACAAAAUGAACUGGAGAAACAUAGUUAAGAAAAUGGUUUCCCUUGGUCAAGGAUUUACAGAUGAUGAAAUUGAACAGAAACAGCAGCAUAUCCAUGCUAAAGGAGACGAUUAUCAUGUGCUCAGGGAAGCUGCACACGAGCACUGGGAUUCAAUGAAAUCGUACUAUCAAAAGGCUGUUACAGCAUUUUCAAGUGGGGAGAGAGCAUAUGCAUCUUAUCUUUCUGAGCAGGGGAAGUUGCAAAAUAAGAAGGCUCGAGAGGCAGAUGUGAAGGCUAGCCAGGAUAUAUUUGCUGCAAGGAACAGGAGCAUAGAAAACAUGAUAACAAUUGAUCUGCACGGACAACAUAUUAAGCAAGCAAUGAAGGUUUUGAAGCUCCACCUUCUGUUUGGAGCAUAUGUACGAUCUGUGAAGUUAUUCAGGGUUAUCACUGGAUGUGGGAGCCAUGGUGUUGGCAAGUCGAAGCUGAAAACCUCGGUAAGCUUGACAUGUUCACUGGUUAUUGAACGGUUAUGCCGUAAGCGACCAACGAACAUUUACAGUCAUCGGUCUUCUGCAGAAAGAAGGUAUUAGAUGGUCUGAGGAGAACCGUGGAACGCUACUCGUUAGGCUUGAGGGGCAGACGGAUUUCAGCUUCCUCGAUUCUGGUUCGGGCAGCGACUGUGAUUAAACUAGGCAUGUUUUUAGCACCAUUUCUAUAUUUAACAUUCCUUCCUAGUAUUUAUCUCUAGGAAAAGAAGUCCUUGAAGAUUUAGUUGUACAAUGUUAGAGAAGCAGAACUAACUCUGGUUCCAGAUUAGGUUUCUAGUUUGGUUUUAUAUGGGCUGCAGAUAAACUAAUUGUAGCUGGCCAUGCUACCAUUGUGCCAUUAUUUGUAUUUUGUACAAAUUUGUGAUUUGAGGAAAUAUUAUUAUGUAAA
This is a messenger RNA of Salvia miltiorrhiza (redroot sage), 2224 nucleotides long. RefSeq names its product SMR domain-containing protein At5g58720. The record is from RefSeq and is a predicted model, not a curated record. Lineage: Eukaryota; Viridiplantae; Streptophyta; Magnoliopsida; Lamiales; Lamiaceae. The coding region runs from base 424 to 1878 and encodes 484 amino acids. The transcript has 11 exons.